AUGGGCUAUGAGGUGCCGGUUCCCGGUCAGGAGCGUGACGGCCGCGGCGCGCUGCUCUCUGAGGUGGUGUUACUUGCACACAUGCAACCAGCACGCCGACAUGCGGCUGGAGGCGUGUGGCUAUGCCCUGCUGGUGCAGGACAUGAGACGAGCUCCCUCGGCAUCGCCUUCAAGUUCGCCGAGAGCGAGUACGUCACCAAGGUGAACGACCUCAUCGGGGCAUCAAAGGAGUACGCCACGCUCAACGACAUCCUGGACAAGGACGUGGAGAACGACUCCGUCAAGAAGCAGGGCAGCCAUUCCCGGAACCUGCGCCGGGUCCGGCUCGGCCUCGGCCUCAUCAAGGCCCUCUUCGAGCAGUUCCUCGCAACCGAGGGCGGCUCGUUGUAUGAUGCUGCGACGACGGCCUACGGCCAGGUUUGCGCCCCGUUCCAUAGCUGGGCGAUCCGAAAGGCGGUUGGUGCCGGGAUGUACACUCUCCCCAGCAGAGAGCAGUUGAUAAUGAGGUUGAACGAAACUGAUUGCUCUGUGCAGAAGGAGAUGAGGAGAUACAUUGAUGCAUCUAGUCCCAUUAUAGAAUACAUCGAUAACCUGUUCCUCUCCAGGAACAUUGUCCUAGAUUGGUGA
Molecule: messenger RNA, 627 nt
Organism: Triticum turgidum subsp. durum (durum wheat)
Lineage: Eukaryota; Viridiplantae; Streptophyta; Magnoliopsida; Poales; Poaceae
Source: the annotation of a GenBank genome assembly